UGCGCUUUGGAUAGCGCUUUGUGUAGACGUGGAGUGUAGGAUUUCGCAUAAAAUACGCCAAAUAUUUACGUACAUUUAGUGAAAAACACGUGAAAAUGUCGGUAAAUCCUCCUUCAAGUAAAAGACAACCGCCCAGACAGCUGGUACACCAUGGUGGCCUUGAACUAGACGGAGAAAAUUCAAAAAGAGAACGAAAACAGAAGAAGCUGUACUCGGAGGACUGGGCGUUAGGCGAGGAAGAUAUCGAAGGACACCGAACGUUUAACUUGCAGGAAAAACUAGAAGAUGCUUCGUUUGCAUCGCACAACCUAGUCAAGGAAAUGCACGGAAACGAAUUGAAUGUGGCUUAUUUUCAGAGGCACGGAUUCAACACACCACUACUCUUCAAAGAAAAGACUGGAUUGGGUUUGAGAGUACCCACAACAAAUUUUACAAUAAACGACGUCAGAAUGUGUGUAGGGUCCCGUCGACUUUUAGACGUUAUGGACGUCAACACGCAAAAGAAUAGCGAAAUGUCCAUGAAGGAAUGGCAAAAGUAUUACGAGGAUCCCGAAAAAGACAAACUUUUAAAUGUGAUAUCGUUAGAAUUCUCUCACACUAAGUUAGAAAACUAUGUACAAAGUCCUACAGUAGUCAGACAAAUAGAUUGGGUAGACUGCGUAUGGCCUAGGCAUCUAAAAGAAAGCCAAAUAGAAGCUACAAACGUCCUAGAAGAAAUGAAAUACCCUAAAGUUCAAAAAUACUGCCUUAUGUCCGUCAAAGGUUGUUAUACAGACUUUCACGUGGAUUUUGGUGGGACGUCCGUGUGGUAUCAUAUAUUAAAAGGCGGCAAAGUGUUUUGGUUAAUUCCGCCCACAGAACACAAUCUAGAACAAUACGAACGUUGGGUCCUCUCCGGAAAGCAGUCAGACAUUUUCUUCGGAGAUACGGUAGAAAAAUGCGCCAGGAUUGUUUUACAGGAAGGCAACACGUUUUUCAUACCUACAGGCUGGAUCCACGCUGUAUAUACUCCUAAGGAUUCUUUGGUAUUUGGUGGAAAUUUUUUACAUUCAUAUGGAAUAGACAAGCAGCUAAAAAUCGCGCAAGUUGAAGAUGCCACAAAGGUUCCACAAAAAUUCCGUUAUCCAUUCUUCACGGAAAUGUUAUGGUAUGUACUAGAAAGGUACGUACACUGCUUAUUAGGCAAUUCUCACUUAACAACAGGUCAAGAUGCUCCUAUACCUCCAGACAGGCAGCAUAUACACCUAACGCAAGCCGAACUGCAUGGUUUAAAAGAAAUAGUAUUGUACCUCCACAUGUUACCAGCACAUAAGAAAAGUGUUCCGGAUUUAUUAAAGGACCCAAUAUCUUUGAUACAGGAUGUCAGGACACUCAUUGGACUUCACCGACAGGAUAACAGGGAAAUGGCAGUAACCGGGCGACCCGUUUUGACAGUUCCAGAAGACACGGAUAAUAAAUCAAAGAUACCUAGUGCCAGAGGACCUUACAAUAAAUCUAAUAUUACUAAACCAGGGAAACCGUCAGGCGUGUUUAAAGGACCUAGGGCACAUGGAGAAAAGGGUGGUCCUCGGCGAAGACGAACAAGAUGCAAAAAAUGUGAAGCUUGUCAAAGAAGCGAUUGCGGCGAGUGCAGUUUUUGUUUGGACAUGGUCAAAUUCGGUGGUCCAGGUAGAGCCAAACAAACAUGUAAUAUGCGACAGUGUUUGCAACCAAUGUUACCAGUGACAGCGGCGUGUUCGCACUGCGGACUCGAUGGAUGGAUGCAAACGCCCGUAACCCCUUUGCAGAAAGGUCCGCAGAGGUGCGAGAGUGCCAGUAAUUUAAUGGAAUGUUCGGUUUGUUAUGAGAUAGCUCACCCUCAGUGUGUCCAGAGACUGUGUCAAGACUUUACUGGUUAUAUAAAUGAAGACAUGCCAAAUUCUUGGGAAUGCCCGAUGUGUUGUAAAUUAGGCAAAAAUACAGACUACCGUCCGCGACACUUUCGCGCUCGUCAAAAAUCAUCCGACAUCCGGCGUAUGUCGAUUAGUUCCGACGCUUCUAGUGCUAUUGACAAUAAACACCACCAAGAACAAAUGUCAGAUUCGGGUAGUGACACAGAAGUUAAAGAUCAUAAAGAACUAUUACCGAUAAAGAAAAGGAGAUCUAGUGAAAGUGCAGAUAUAGAGACGAAAAAUGCAUCACCUGGCGAUCCACCAAGAAAAACGGCUUUUAGAAUGCAGCUAGCUCACCAAAUUGUUUCUAAUUCCACAAAAGUAUUAAAGAAACCCAUGGUAGUGGUCCGACCGGCACCCAUUAUGUCUCUAAACACGAUGUCCACAACUAACUUAGCGCUUGACAAACGUUGUAUAUUGCUGACAUUUCGAUAUAUGUCACCAAAAGAACUCCUAACAUGCGCUUUAGUUUGUAAAACAUGGGCAACAUUCACCGUAGAUCCUUCUUUGUGGAGGAAAAUGUCUUUCAAUAGAAAACACAUAUCGUCGGAUAUUUUAAAAGGAAUAGUGAGGCGGCAACCGGAAUGUCUUAAUCUAGAUUGGUGCCAUAUUAAUAAAUUCCAAUUGCCUUGGUUGAUCCAACGCUUAAGUCAACUCAAAGAGCUGUCGCUGGUCAGUGUAAACGUGAAAACAGCAAUUUCUUUAAAAUCUAACCAUUCCGCCGUACUUCAGUGUUUAGAUUUAAGCUUUAUCUCGGAUUUUAAUGAUUCAGCUUUAAGGGAUAUUUUGGGACCUAACAACGAUUCGCGUACAGGAUUGCCAUCAGCUAAGAUUCGUUUUAGGAAUCUUAAAGACUUAAAACUUGCAGGUACAGAUAUUACCGACAUCGCCAUGCGGUAUGUAACCCAGUACUUACCUAACCUGCAACAUCUUAGUUUAGGAAUGUGUCCCAGAAUUUCAGAUGCGGGUAUUGCCCAGUUGUCUACGAAACCGGCCAAUACUGUCACAAAUUUAAUUACCUUAGAUUUGAGUCAUUCAAAAUUAGUUACGGAAAAUAGUUUGGAACACCUUUCGAAAUGCGAAAAAUUAAUUACGUUAGAUUGUAGACACUCGUUACAGAUUUCUACACAAGCACUUAUCAAAUUUGCGGCUAAAAGUGAACAUAAUUUGCAAGUUAGGGAAAUCAAAUUGGUUGAUGUAAGGCAAAAAGAAAAGAAAUAGAUAUAUUAUACCUAUUGAUUAAACUGAGUAAAGUACGUAGUUUUCGGACGUUGGUUAGUUAGGCUGAAUUUGAGUUUAUUUUUCUAUUAUUGUUUAAUUCAAUUUCGACUAAAUUGAGUUUAAUUUUGAUAGGAAAGCUGUGAAAUAAUCAUAUAUUUGUAAUAUGAUCAAUUAAAAAUAGUUCACAGUUAUUACAAAUUAUUUUAUAGAUUGAAAAACUUUGUAAUAAAAUUCAUUGAUUAUUUUAAUUUACUAAGAUUUUGUUUUAUUAAGUGAUUUUGAUUAUUUGUUAUUUUUACUUUAUUAUUAUUGGUUUAAUACCAUCAAAAAAAGUUUUUAUUAAGAAAGAAAUUAAUAAAUUCCAGUAUGAUUUAAAAUCAGAACAUAUAUAAAUUAAAUGUGAAUAUCUUAUAAUUUUACAGUGGUUUAUGUCUGGUUUUAGAAUAUUAUGAUUGUUUUAAAUUUAUUUAUUCCAUUUUAGACGAAUAUCAACGUUUUAGAUUUUAUAGAUUGAGAAAUAACGGGUAAAUAAAAUUUGGCAAAUUAUUUCAUAGGCUCAAUAAUAAGAGGUACACUGUUAAGAGUCUAAAAUCACUUAUUUGUUAUAUUUGUUUAUCACCAUGUGCAAAUAAAAGUACAGAGAAUAUUCUACUUCUUUUUAAACAAAAUCGGAAUUACUUUGAAAACUAAAGCACUUACGAGGGGGGACUCAAAAAAAAAACGGAAAACCCGUCACAACGCCUUUAUUUCUUAAUAUUUUUACACCAAAUUUUGAUCACCUUCAAAGUAUUCUCUAUUGUCCACAACGCACUUCUCCAAACGAUCCUUCUACUGUUCAAAACAGUUAUUAAAUUCACUUAUCAGAAUGUUCUUUAUGCCUUCCAGCGAUUUUUGUUUUACCUCCUCCGCAGUGGUAAAAUGCUUUCAUUUCAUGUCCCUUUUGAGUCUGGGAAACAAAAAGAAAUCACAUGCGGUUAGAUUUGGUGAGUAGGGGGGGGGGGGACAAUCGGUGUCGGGGUCCUCUUUGAGCUUAUUUUGAAGCUCAAAAUAUGCCUGAAGUCGACGCUCCCUUUGCUCGUCUGUGAGAAGGCGGGGGACAGAUUUGUCUGCAACAUUUCUCAUAUGCAAAUCUUCGGAUAAAAUCAUCUGAAUUGAACUUCGUGAUGUUCCAGACAUCUCAAAGAGUUAAACAAUGGUUCGGCGACGGUCUUCGCGAACAAGCGCAUUGAUUUUAUCGACGUUUUCGUCACUUCUUGACGUUACGGGACGUCCUGAACGGGGUUAGUCUUCAAUUGACUUUCUGCAUUUUUACGUGAAAAUCACUCGUAUACUCUGGUUUUACUUAGGGCAGCGUCCCCAUAAGCAGUCUUAAGCAUUACAAUAGUUUGCGCGGCCGAUUUCCCCAACAGGAAACAAAAUUUCACAGCGGUGCGUUUCUCUCGACAAUUUACCAUCACGUUUUCACCAAAAUGGAAAAGGAUGUUUUUCAAAAAAACUCUCACUGGCGAACCGAUGCACUCACAGCGACACAACUUCGCACACUAACUCAAAUGGCGUGACCGUAAUGGACACCCGGUCCCCACUUUCCCUCUCCACCGCAACCCAUUUCCCGUUUUUUUGGGUCCCUCCUCGUAUUGCAUUGGAAGAUUUUAAAAUACCUUUUGAAUCCGGUAUCACAGUAAAAUAUUCAGGAUUGAUAAUCGGCCAUAACAACAUUGUAACUACCAAUUUUACAUUAUGCUGGGUUUACAUGGAACAACAUUUAAUAUUCUAAUACUAUCUAUCUUCAGAUGUUAUGAACCAGCCAAUUAAAUAAAAACAUGAAUAUAGAUGAAAACCCGUUUUAAAAUAUUUUUCUACAUUUUCCAUAAAGCUCGGUUAGUUACAACAUUGUUAUGGCCGAUCAUUCAAUUUUUAAAUGAACAUAGUACAUAAUUUGUAAUCUAUAAAAUGGAAUAAAUGAAAAUUUUAAUAGUUUUUGUAAUGUAAAUAUAUAAAGUCCUUUACAUUUAAUGAGUAAUUUGAAAUGAUUAAUAACAAGCUUUCUUUUUUAUCCCUUUUAUUAGAAUAACUUAAGAGAUCUUAAAACAUUUACUGGUACUUACUAUAUGAUGUUU
This is a messenger RNA of Psylliodes chrysocephalus, 5269 nucleotides long. The record is from the annotation of a GenBank genome assembly. NCBI's taxonomy places the organism in Eukaryota, Metazoa, Arthropoda, Insecta, Coleoptera, Chrysomelidae.